AUGGAACCGUCCACUGUGUGGAGGGAUUAGUUGCUGGCAGCUUCAGUGUUUAGCCAAGGAACGUAUCUAGUCUAGCGUUAUUGGUUUGGUACGUUCUCGAAAUUUAGUGAUUCUGUUUGUGAUUCUUCCGAUAUCGAUGGAUCUGCUUGUGGGCACAACGGCAGCCAUUCACCGGCCGCCAGAACAGCGCGCCUCACUUUGUGGAUGCGACAGGCCUUCGGUCAGUCCACUCGGUAAUGGUUCUUUUUUUUUUCGGCUGGUUUUCGGUUGGAUAUUCUGCAAUUGUGUCAAUCGAGUUCUGUUUUCCUUUUUCUUCGUUCGUAAGAUCAUAGGAUCAAAUAUUAUUUAUUGUCUAUGCGAUGAAUUCCGACAUCCAAUUGAUGACGAAGAAGAAAAAGACCAAGUAUGGUUACGGUUACAAAACAGAGACAUCCACUAUUCUCCAUUAGGCGGUCCAGUGAUCAACGGCACUUGCUGAAUUGUUCAUUUGUGGAGAAAGUCAACUAAACUUCUUUCAAUCUGAUCUCUGUGUUUCAUCCCUCUCCCUCAUCACUUUUUAGCCAUCCGAAGAGUAGUUGCUACAGUAAUUCGAGAGACUGCCCUGCUCCAUCUUCCUUAGCUGCAGUCAAUCCCUCCCUA
Molecule: messenger RNA, 639 nt
Organism: Aspergillus pseudotamarii
Lineage: Eukaryota; Fungi; Ascomycota; Eurotiomycetes; Eurotiales; Aspergillaceae
Exons: 1
Coding region: 137-478 (113 amino acids)
Source: RefSeq, a predicted model, not a curated record